Haemonchus placei is the source of this 1764-nucleotide messenger RNA. NCBI's taxonomy places the organism in Eukaryota, Metazoa, Nematoda, Chromadorea, Rhabditida, Trichostrongylidae. The record is from the annotation of a GenBank genome assembly.
GUGUUGAAAUGGCGAUUAAUAGACUGGGCCCAUUUUUGGAUGGGACGCGUGCCUGUCACGAAGUGGGUUCCUGCGUACAAUUGGAAGAAGGACCUUCGAGCAGACAUACUCGGCGGGCUGAUGCUUUCGAUAAUGGCUCUUCCUCAAGGAUUGGCAUACGGUUAUCUUGUGGGAGUACCUCCCAUAUAUGGGCUGAUAACGGCAAUCUUUGGGCCUAUCUUUUAUGCAGUCUUUGGCACUUCACGCCACACCUCACCGGGUUGCUUUGCAAUAGCUGCUCUCAUGGUUGGCGGAGUCGUAGAACAGUAUGGCGCCAAACCAUCAAACGGUAGGUAUAGGAAACGAGGUCACGAAGGAUUUUUUGGAGUGCUCAUUGUAGAUCAGAACAAUAGCACUACCCCUCCGAGAAUUUGCUGUCAGGCUUCAGCCUCAGGGGUGCCUGCAGACGAGGCGGUGGCUAUUGCGUCUUCAGUGACGCUACUCGCCGGUCUUUGGCAGAUAUUCUUCGGCCUCCUCAAUGCAGGUCUACUAGCAGUGUGGCUAUCUGAUCAUUUAGUCCAAGGAGCAGACGGAGUUCCUCCAACCAGCGAAGCAUUCGGUCUGAUAAAGUUCUACCUAUGCUUUUUUCGGAGGCUGCAUACGAUCAAGAUUCCAUGUGUUGUAAUUUCUAGUAUAGCUAUUUUUCUGCUGCUACUUUCCAACUAUUUCAUAGAUCCAAUACUCAAGAAAUGGACAAAAGUAAAGUUUCCUAUGGAAUUCAUUCUGGUAAAUUCGAUUGACAGCUUUUUUGUUGUUAAAAUGUUGUGUAAAGAGGUUGAGUCGGGUAUUCCUGCGCCGAGGCUGCCGUCGCUACCCCAUGUUGAUGAACUUGUUUGGCAAGCCAUAAGUAUUGCCAUUAUCUCAUUCGUUAUUCACAUAGCACUUGCAAAAUUGAUAUCGAAAAAGCUAAACUAUGAAAUAGAUGCUAAUCAGGAAUGGUUUGCCUUGGGCGCUAUGAACAGCAUAGCUUCGUUCUUUGGGUGCUUCGCCAGCGGUUCCUCCUUGGGGAGGACUAUGAUGCAGGUUAAAUUUGGCACUAAAAGUCAGGUCGGAGUGCACUCUAUGAUCGUCGCUUGUCUAUUUCGAAAUUCAUCUAUGUCGACAUUGGUUUGCUGCACUAUGAUGGUUGGCUUCGUCUAUGGCGCAGCUUCAUUCAUUUACCAUCUUCCAAAGGCCAUUCUUGCUUCAAUCAUUAUUGUCGCUAUGAAAGAUCUUUUUGUCCAACUUGUGCGAGGAUUUCGCCUUUGCAGAGAAAGUAUUGUGGACUUCAUGAUUUUUCUGGUAACAUUAGUGGCAGUAAUUCUGAUAAACGUCAAUGUAGGGCUCAUUAUCGGAAUAUCAUUCGCUUUGCUAUCGGUCGUCUUUCGUACGCAAUGGGCUGACAGUACUUGUAUGGGUCGAAUCCCUGGCACGUCUGACUUCAAAGGUUUGGGCCAUUACCGCAGUGCAGAAGAAAUACCUGGUAUCAAAGUUUUCCGCUUUGACGCUCCGCUUUACUUCGCUAACGCCGAAUUAUUCAUUCUAAGCGUGCAUAAUGCUUGUGGAUUGAACCCUGUUAUUGGUGCGCAAACUUAUUCGUUGUCUUUCUUUGCUGUGACUGAACUGAGGUCAAAGUUGAACGAGCGAGCGGCAGCAGAAGCCAAGUCUGGCAAGGAGCGUAGCAUGGAAGCGUCGAAAUCAGCUGGCGACAUGCGUGAGUCAUCAACGUACUUGAGCAGUCGAUGA